Molecule: messenger RNA, 573 nt
Organism: Plasmodium gonderi
Lineage: Eukaryota; Apicomplexa; Aconoidasida; Haemosporida; Plasmodiidae
Product: 60S ribosomal protein L9
Exons: 2
Coding region: 1-573 (190 amino acids)
Biological process (GO): cytoplasmic translation
Cellular component (GO): cytosolic large ribosomal subunit; ribosome
Molecular function (GO): structural constituent of ribosome; rRNA binding
Source: RefSeq, a predicted model, not a curated record
AUGAAAACCAUCGUAUCAUCACAGAAAGUCAUCAUUCCCGAUGGAGUUCAAGUGGCGAUAAAUUCCAGGAAAGUAACGGUCACAGGAAAACAUGGAACUUUGAAGAGAUCAUUUAGACAUUUGCCAAUUGACAUUCGUCUGAACAAGUUGAAGAAAUACAUCAAAGUAGUAAUGUGGUUUGGAGUACCAGACAGAUUGGCAUGUAUCAGAACAGUGUGUACACAUUUAAAAAAUAUGUUCACAGGUGUUACAAAGAAGUUUUUAUACAAAAUGAGACUAGUACAUGCUCACUUUCCAAUUAAUUCAAAUAUAGUAGAUAACAACAAAUUAAUCGAAAUUAGAAAUUAUUUAGGAGAAAAAAGAGUAAGAUUUGUCAAAGCUUUACCAGGUGUACUUAUUGAAAAGUCACCUAAUGUUAAGGAUGAAAUAUAUGUAAGUGGCGCUGACAUUGAAAACGUUUCACUAACUGCUGCUUUAAUUCAUCAAUCAGUUCUGUGUAGAAAUAAGGAUAUAAGAAAGUUUCUUGAUGGUAUUUACGUUUCAGAGGUUACAACAGUUGAGAAGGAUGAGUGA